Messenger RNA from Arabidopsis arenosa, 1043 nucleotides. Lineage: Eukaryota; Viridiplantae; Streptophyta; Magnoliopsida; Brassicales; Brassicaceae. The record is from the annotation of a GenBank genome assembly.
AAUCUCUCCCAUUUGAAUCAUCAUUUUGUUUCUGAAAAACAAAAACAAAAAAAAUCUUUUUUCUGCAUUUACUUGAGAACAAUGUGUAGUAACAACAACACAAGUAGUGGAAGCUAUGGAGACUUACAGUUACAUGAUGAGUACUCUGGUUCUUGUCGGAAGAAACAGAAGAAAGACAAAGUACGACGAAGAGGACCUGGUGUUGCUGAACUCGAGAAGAUCCGUCUUCAACAAGAGUACAAAUCUCCACUUUCUUCUUCUUCUCCUUCAUUACCAAACAUCGAUCAUCAUCACACUCUCUUUACUCCGGCUAGUAGCGGCUAUGAUUUAGUGAUGAUUCCACCAAACUUUUCUUUCCCGGAGAAACUUCCGUCGACGUUACCGGUUUUCCCGCUUUCGUACGGAUCUUUGAUUCCUCCGGCGCCGGUUUUUCAGAGGAACCAACAUUCUCUAAUGAUGGUCACUGCGAAGAAGAGGCCAUGGCAUUUUCUCACAGACACCACGAAACCUAGCGUUGGACCAACCACAACUACAACAAUCAUAAGGGAUGCUAUACAAAACCGGUCAAUGGAUGUAAGUCCGGUUCAAGAGACCGGUACAACAAUUAACAAUCCCAUCGCCAUUGAUUCACCUACGUCCAUUCCACGUCAUUACCCGAGGUUUAUCCCGCUUGGCUUACAGUAUGAACAACAACAACAACAACAAAAAGACUUGGCUGAGAAUAUGCAAUGGAGAAGUAAAAAGCCGUUCUAUAGCUUCAUACCCUCUGGUGAUCCCAGCAAUGAUGACCGAGAACAACGACCAUGUGACCGAUAUGAAUCAGCUGCUCCUGAGCAUGGAAUUGAUCUCAGCCUUAAGUUAUAGAGAUUUUAGAAUCUGUCUUAUCUAGCUUUUGAUAUAUCAAUUAACUUUCCCGCAACUCGAUUAUUUUGUGAUUCAUCGACGAAUCAAGACUUAUUUCUUAAUCAGAAGGUUUGUUUUUAACUCUGAAAAAUCUUGGUAAAACCAUUCACUUGACUUUCUAAUGAAAACUACUAUUGUUG